AUGUCGCUGGAACAACAGACGGCUUCCAAGAGAGAAUUGGAAAAGUUUGUGCUGGAGUUACUGGAUCAGCCUGGCUGUGAUGGUCAUGCUUCGGGCUACCUGGAGAGGGUUUCGGCACUACUUCCCGAGUCCGGCCUGAGGCCAGGAACCUCCAGUCUCCUCCAGUCCAGCUACCUCCAGUCUCCUCCAGUCCAGCUACCUCCAGUCUCCUCCAGUCCAGCUACCUCCAGUCUCCUCCAGUCCAGCUACCUCCAGUCUCCUCCAGUCCAGCUACCUCCAGUCUCCUCCAGUCCAGCUACCUCCAGUCUCCUCCAGUCCAGCUACCUCCAGUCUCCUCCAGUCCAGCUACCUCCAGUCUCCUCCAGUCCAGCUACCUCCAGUCUCCUCCAGUCCAGCUACCUCCAGUCUCCUCCAGUCCAGCUACCUCCAGUCUCCUCCAGUCCAGCUACCUCCAGUCUCCUCCAGUCCAGCUACCUCCAGUCUCCUCCAGUCCAGCUACCUCCAGUCUCCUCCAGUCCAGCUACCUCCAGUCUCACAAUAAUCCCCGCCUUCUAG
Molecule: messenger RNA, 555 nt
Organism: Procambarus clarkii (red swamp crayfish)
Lineage: Eukaryota; Metazoa; Arthropoda; Malacostraca; Decapoda; Cambaridae
Source: RefSeq, a predicted model, not a curated record